Messenger RNA from Insectozyma verbasci, 1623 nucleotides. NCBI's taxonomy places the organism in Eukaryota, Fungi, Ascomycota, Pichiomycetes, Serinales, Debaryomycetaceae. The record is from the annotation of a GenBank genome assembly.
AUGUCAGAAAUAGAACAAAUUGAUAUUAGAACAAGUAUAGAUUCCUUAUACAUGCUAUAUUGUACUUCAUUACUACCGUUGGUAAUUUUAGGUAUUGCAUUUUUUUAUUCUGGUUUAACUCAAAGAAGAUCAUCAUUAACUAUGUUUUCAAUACCAUUUUUAAUAUGUCCCAUGAUUAUUAUUGAUUGGUUCAUAUGGGGUUAUUCAUUAACAUAUUCUACUUCAUCAAAUCAUUAUAUUGGAAACUUGUCAUUUGCGGUUUUAAGGAGUCUUAAACAUCAAUUAAAUACUCAAUUUACAAAUUCAAGAGGUUCAAUUUUACUACUUAGUCAUUUUUUAUUUAAUAUGUUUUUUAAAUUAAUUUGUGCUGCUUUAACAUUUCCUGGCUGUAUUGCAGAAAGAGGAAGAAUAUUACCAAUGUUAUUAUUUUUAUUCAUUUGGUCGGUUAUUAUUUAUAAUCCAGUUACAUAUUGGUUUUGGAAUGAAAAUGGUUGGUUAUCUGUUGAUUUAAACAAGUUACCUGUUUUAGAUUUUGCUGGUGGGAAUUGUGUUCAUAUAGUUUCUGGUUUUACAUGUUUAGCAUAUUCAUAUAUUCUUGGACCAAGAAAUCCAAAAAUUUUAUACAAUUAUAGGAAUUUAAAUACUAGUCAUAUUAUAAUUGGUAUGUCAUUUGUUUUAUUUGGAUGGAUUGGAUUUAUGGCUGGUUGUGAAUUUAAAUUUAGUUAUCGUUCAUUAUUUAUAAUUACAAAUACAAUAUUAGCUGCUACGUCAAGUGGAAUUAUAUGGACCGCUAUUGAUUUUUGGUUUAGUUCAAUUCCAUUAGAAGGUGAAUUACAACCAAUAACAUCUGAAGGAUCAAAAUUAGAUCCAGUUAUAUCUGAAACUGGUGUAUUAAAAAGUCAAAGAUAUCAUGAAACAAAAUCAAAUUUUAUAGAAAAGAAGAAAUUUUCAAUGAUUUCAUUUAGUUCAGGAAUAAUGGCAGGAUUAGUGGUAUUUACACCUGCUGGUGGUUAUAUUUCUUCAAAUGAUGAAUUUUGGAAACCAAUUGUAUUUGGAGUUGUUGGAGCUAUAAUUUGUAAUAUAUCAACAAGAUUAAAAUAUUUUUUCCAAAUUGAUGAUGCUUUGGAUAUUUUUGCGAUUCAUGGAGUUGCUGGGAUUGUAGGGUCUUUAUUAACUGGAUUAUUUGCAAAUAAAUCAUUUGGUUCUGAAGGUGGUUGGAUUCAUCAUCAUUGGAAACAAUUUGGAUAUCAAACUUUAGGGGUUGUUAUUACAAGUUGUUAUGUAUUUAUAAUGAGUUUAUUUUUUUUAUAUUUAAUUGAUCUAAUACCUGGUUUACAUUUAAGGAUAGAUAAAAAUUUUAAUAAAAGAGAAAGAGAAAAGGAGAAAGUUAAAGAAGAAGAAGAGUCACAAAUUAAUGAGACUAAAGUUGAGUUUUGGGAGCAAGUUGAAUUACAAGGAACUGAUGCAUAUGAGUUCAAUGGAGAAUUUAUGAUGGAUUUUAUAGAGUUUAUAAAAGUUAUACGACCGCAAGAUUAUGAAGAUGACACAUUUCAAGAAGUUAUAGAAGGUAAUUUUAACACAAGUUACCAAUCUCACGAAACAAACUUAACUAAAAGAGAUUAA